AAAAACAGCUUCAGGAGUUGAUGUCGGAGAAUCAGCAACUAAAAGUAACUGGUCCAAAACGAAGAGCAGUAUGUGCCAUGAUAUUGCUGGUGUUUAUUGCGCUCAGUUAUGGUCCUGCAAGCAUUUGGGAGAAACAUUCUGGUGCGCUUCAGCCCAGUGGCAGUCCUGCUACUCACAGUAGACAUCUCUUGGGAUUUUCUGAUGAAAAUGGAGCUGGAAGCUUUCAGGAAACAACUGAAAAGUUUACAGAGGAGAACUACAG
This is a messenger RNA of Rhincodon typus (whale shark), 262 nucleotides long. RefSeq names its product cyclic AMP-dependent transcription factor ATF-6 alpha-like. Gene Ontology annotation, biological process: regulation of transcription by RNA polymerase II; endoplasmic reticulum unfolded protein response. The annotation marks the transcript as partial. The record is from RefSeq and is a predicted model, not a curated record. The transcript has 3 exons. Gene Ontology annotation, molecular function: DNA-binding transcription factor activity, RNA polymerase II-specific; RNA polymerase II cis-regulatory region sequence-specific DNA binding. Gene Ontology annotation, cellular component: nucleus. Lineage: Eukaryota; Metazoa; Chordata; Chondrichthyes; Orectolobiformes; Rhincodontidae.